Messenger RNA from Papilio xuthus (Asian swallowtail), 1449 nucleotides. RefSeq names its product WSCD family member AGAP003962-like. The transcript is spliced from 5 exons. The record is from RefSeq and is a predicted model, not a curated record. The coding region runs from base 198 to 1031 and encodes 277 amino acids. Gene Ontology annotation, molecular function: sulfotransferase activity. NCBI's taxonomy places the organism in Eukaryota, Metazoa, Arthropoda, Insecta, Lepidoptera, Papilionidae.
UAUAAGUCAGUUUGAGUCAGUUACCUUCAAAAUUCUUAUCAAUUUGCAUUUUUAUUCAAAUUUGUUACAAGACGCUCCUUUUUUACUUUAUUAAGUCCAUAUUUGAGUUCGUAACAAAAUUUGAAUACGAAAUUAUUAAAUAAACGAAGUAUCGAAGACAUUUUUAAAUUAUUUUAAAUAUAUUUUUGUAUAAGACUAUGAUUAAAUUGUUGCGAAAAUCAGUUUUAUUUUUAGCGGCUAUUGCGGCAUUGUGUUUUUCUAUUACUUUAAUUAUGUUAUGUAUUAACGCGAAGCAAGUUUCCAACGACAAGAAUACUACGGACUAUUUAAAAGUAGAAUGGUGCAAGGAAUUGCAUUGGCGGACGCCGCCCCUGCAAUUCGCAAUAGCUCUUGCGUCUUAUCCUGGUAGUGGGAACACUUGGCUUAGAUACCUUUUGCAGCAGGUCACUGGAAUUGUUACGGGUUCUGUAUAUAUGGAUUAUAAUCUGCGUAAACAUGGAUUUCCCGCUGAAAAUAUAUCCGAUGGAUCAGUACUUGUUGUGAAAACCCAUCAAUACGCACCCAGUAAUCUUGAACAAUUCGAAUCAGCCGUGUUACUUAUCAGGAAUCCAAGAGACGCUAUAUUGGCGGAAUUCAAUAGAAUCAAUAGUGGGCACACAGGCUUUGCACCGAAAUCAGCUUUCGAGAUUCCUUCACUUAAGAGAAUUGUUUGGUUUCCUUAUGUUUCAACACAGUUGAGAGACUGGGAAUAUUUUCAUAAUCUAUGGCUAACAAAAUUCCCUGGACCGGUUUACAUAGUUUUUUAUGAGGCUUUAUUGAGCGAUACGAGAAAUACACUUCAAGGAGUACUGAAUUUUUUAAAUAUCACUGUUACCGAGGAUGACAUGAAUUGCGCACUAUCGAACAAAGAAGGGCUGUACAAACGGAAGAAGAAAUACAAAGACUUCGAUCCAUUUAGUCAUGAUAUGUACAGACAGAUAGAUAUCGUAAGAAGAAGGGUAUACACUAAAAUCAUUGAGUCAACAAAAUGACACGCAAAAGAAAUGUUCUAAUUAUUAUGUCGUCACAAUAUGUCCCCACCGAGGGACUCGAAGCCUACCCAAAGUUAGGGCGACUAUGCCCUAUUUUAUCUAUUAAAUGUUUAAGCUUGUAAAAAAUAAGACAUUUUUAAAUAUGUAGGCGUUUUUAUUAAGUAGGCGACAUUCUUUUCUACAAAUUCAUAGAUUUAUAUAAUUUUUUUAAUUAUUACAAUGAUUAUUAUUUGUAGACCAUUUAUUUAAUUUCAUUUUUCUUAAAUUUAUUAUCUGUUGCCCAUGCGAUGUAAACUGUGUUCUAGGUUAUUGUUCAAACAGCAGUUGUUGUUCCUCAAUUAUUUGCAUUACCUUCCGUUAUAUCUUUUUAGUCCUGUUUAUUUUGUAUUUCAAAUAUAUAUUGCAUAUAUUAUUUGUA